AACGAUUUGCCCCUCCACCUCGACUCAGUCACCCCCGGCCCCGUCCCCCGUCCCGUCACCGUGACAUGAGCUUGGCGACGAAACAGCCUUUUUUGCUCUUGUUUCCUGUCGUCACCUUUGUCUGGGGGCGAUGCACUGCUAAGGUAGCCAAUACCGAUACCGUUUCUUCCCUCCCGAGACGAUGCAAGAAAAGUCCUCCGGUAAGGUGCCCGUCUCCCCUUCUCUUCAGUUUUUUGCCCGUUUGGGGCUUGGCUUGUGCACGCCCGGACGGCGGGCAUACUGUACGUCUGCCUGUCUCUCACUCACAAUCCUUCAACUCUCUCCCUUGGCUCCCAGCCGAGACCAUCGUAGCGGGCGUACACACAUUUCGCGUACAUGCCGUUCUCCAAAGUGUGUGUGUGUGUAGGUAGCUGUCUUCAAACCGUUUCUUCUUCGGGAAUCUUGAGCUUUUUGGAAUACCGUAGAAACUCGAGCAACUCGAACUUGCGCUAGCCCGUGCCAGCCCUGCUAGCGCUCUAGUAGAAUCGUAAUACU
Colletotrichum godetiae is the source of this 534-nucleotide messenger RNA. RefSeq lists its product as uncharacterized. Lineage: Eukaryota; Fungi; Ascomycota; Sordariomycetes; Glomerellales; Glomerellaceae. The transcript has a single exon. The annotation marks the transcript as partial. The record is from RefSeq and is a predicted model, not a curated record.